Molecule: messenger RNA, 2177 nt
Organism: Nelumbo nucifera (sacred lotus)
Lineage: Eukaryota; Viridiplantae; Streptophyta; Magnoliopsida; Proteales; Nelumbonaceae
Product: nucleolar/coiled-body phosphoprotein
Cellular component (GO): nucleolus
Molecular function (GO): protein binding
Source: RefSeq, a predicted model, not a curated record
UAUGGUCUGGGCGUAAAAAAACUUCUGUUGCUUCUGUGUGCUCGUAUGCUUUCAACGUUGGAAGGCAAUUCGAUAUCUGCUCUAAUUGCUUUCCAGCCUCGCCAGGUUGCGCUUGCAAGGCAAAACAUGAAGAACAAGGCCACUUCCGAAAUCCUAGAAAAUGAUUCCACAGAGAAAACCCUAACCCUGAAAACGGAGCAGAAGAAGAAGAAAAAACAGAAGAGCAUGGAUUCAUCUCAGAGGGCUCUUCUUCUUCACUCCAUAUCUGCUUAUCUCGACCGUAAUGGGUUCUCGAAAACACUCAAGGCAUUUCGAUCCGAAGCCCUCAGAGAGUUUGAUGAUUGGAAAGGACACUCAUUGGACUUGGAGGAUAUGUAUUACAAGUAUUUGGAUGCAAGCAAUAGUAAAGUGGAGGGAGAUAUCAAUGACUCCAAAGGGCAAGAUUUGCAAAAAGUUGCUUCCAAGAAACCUGAGAGAGUAAUUAAUGGUGAUGAUAUCUCUCAGGAAAUCAUGAAGAAAAAGAGAAAAAAAGGUAAUCUGAGUGAUGAUGAUACAGCAAAUGAACAGCCUGGAGUUGGCAAUGGAUUUGUGAAACAGAUUAGUGACUCUUUUCAGAAGUUAGCAAAUGAUAAAGUUCCUGAACCAGAUAUGAAAGCUAAAGACAAGAAAAAGAAAAACAAAGCUCUUCCUGAUUCUCAUGGUGAAAGUACUCAACAAGGGUUGGAUGAACUAGAUAAAAAGUCUAAGGAGAAAAAGAAAAAGAGCAAAUUGAGCUGUGAAUCUCCUGCCAAUACCUUGGUAGAAGGCCCAUCCGAAUCACUUAAAGAGAAAUCUAAAGAUGUCUCCUUGCAAAAAUGUAAGACUGAUAUUGCUGGAGUUGUAUUGGAAGAUGAAAGUUGGCAAAACAAAGAUAAGAAGAAAAAGAAAAAUAAGCUGGUUUCUGAUUCUCUUGUGAACAAUGCUGAAGAGGGUGGCUCUGAGGAUGUUGAAGAGCUGAGUAAAAGGAAAUCUAAGGAUAAAAUUGGUUCACAAGUAACCAAGCGAGAUACAGAGAAUACCUUGUGUGAAGUUCUAUUGGUUGAGAAUAAUGCUAAAACCAAAGAGAAGAAAAAGAAGGCAGGUAAGUCAGUUUCUGAAACCUUGUGUGGUGGGGAUACAAAAGAAUUUGGUCAAGGAGAUCUAAAAGGCAUUGAUUCCAUGAAGGAAGAUGUUCAUACCUUGGGGGAGAGUGCAGUUGAUGUAGAAAAAAAGAAUUCCAAGAAAAGAAAAAGGUUGGUUUCUGAAGAAAGUGAAUCUCAGGCUGAAGCAAAAGGAAGUAAUAAAGAUUUAAAGGAGGGGAAGACACGGGGUUCAGCCAAGGACAAAGGAACAGAGCAACAUGUAGAGGUAAAUAUGUUAGCGGAGGCUGAUGGACAUGCUGGUAAGAAAAGGAAAACAGAAAAUGGUCAUGUUGAUUCCAAUAAGUCUCAGGAGAUAUCUUCUAAUAAUCAGCUUUAUCCACAUGCCAAUGGAAACCCAGAGAAGGAUGAAAAAGGAUCUGCCAUGCAGAAAAACAUGAAGAAGCAGUGCAAUGGGUCGGCAGAGCCAAAGUCAGUUAAUGCAUUUCGAAGGGUGAAAGUUGAAGAAGUGAAAUUUGUUGAUGAGAGACUUCAAGAUAAUUCUUAUUGGGCAAAGGGCGGUGCAGAAAUUGGCUAUGGUGCAAAAGCGCAAGAAGUUCUGGGACAAGUUAGAGGAAGGGAUUUCCGGCAUGAAAAGACCAAGAAAAAACGUGGCAGCUACAGGGGAGGCCAGAUUGAUUUACAAACCCACUCGGUAAAGUUCAAUUAUUCUUCUGAUGACGAGUGACUAGUGUCUGCAUUUUGUAAACAACAGAUCUCUUGCCUGUAUUUCUUUCUGGGUUCCCAUGCCAAGCAGCUGGAAAGAGCUAAUAGUGAUCAGAGUGCAUUAGUAUGAUGCUGUGAUACUAUCAUUUAUUAAAUCAAAAUUUGAAGUUAUAUUCAAUCAUAGAAAUAUGCCCAUAAUUUUUGCCUUUGGCGGUUUGGCCUUUCUGUGGUGUAUGUGCCUGACAUUGGUAAUCAAUCAUGUAGACUAUGAAUACUCUUUUUAGUUUUUUGAUCUGUUACGUUAAGGAUUCAUCUUUAAUGCAGUUCAUUGUAGCUUGGUUUAUUUUAUCUUAA